Molecule: messenger RNA, 1920 nt
Organism: Cicer arietinum (chickpea)
Lineage: Eukaryota; Viridiplantae; Streptophyta; Magnoliopsida; Fabales; Fabaceae
Product: protein EMSY-LIKE 3
Biological process (GO): defense response to fungus
Cellular component (GO): nucleus
Source: RefSeq, a predicted model, not a curated record
AAAAAAAAUAAGAAAAAAGGCGACUCGCUGUUUCCCAUAACUCAGUUGUCCGAGUUCGACACGACAAAUCGAGGCACAACACAACUCUACACACAACUACGAUCUUCGAUUCCUUCACAAAAACCUCAAUCAUUCUUCCGCUAUUGUUCCAUUCCCAUUCCUCUAGUCCUCGUUCCUCAUUCUCUUUCAAUUUCGGUGAAAAAGCGCGUUUUUGUACUUUUUUUCUUGGAUCUGGGCACUUAUAUUCCCGUGAAAUCUGGCUAUGGACUACGAACCCUACGAUAGUAGCGGAACUGAUGAUGAUCUUCCACCAACACAUCAGAAUAGAAUUCCUAGAGGGGCACGUCUUGCUGGGAAUGGAAGAUCUGCAGUAGGUUCAAUGUCAUACCCCAGGAUGUAUGGUGAAAUUGACAUGGAAGCUCAAAUUCACCAACUUGAGCAAGAAGCGUAUAGUUCGGUUUUACGGGCCUUUAAAGCUCAAGCUGAUGCCAUUACUUGGGAGAAAGAAAGCUUGAUAACAGAACUAAGAAAAGAACUAAGAUUAUCAAACGAGGAACACAGGGAGCUUCUAGGCCGUGUUAAUGCAGAUGAUGUUAUACGAAGGAUAAGGGAGUGGAGACAGACAGGAGGCCAUCAACCCGGUUUGCUGACGUCUGGACAAGUUAUUCAUGAUUCAAAUCCAAGUCCAACAGUCUCCGCAUCUCGUAAGAAGCCGAAGAUAACACCAUCUGUACCAUCACAAUCUUUUGGCGGACCUUCUCCUUCAUUUCACCCCCAACCUGGGGCUGCACCCCACCAGCCAUCUUCUUCUGUUGGAAAACGUGGAUCUGUUCCGGGAUCCAAGGGCAAGAAGCAGAAACCUAGCCAAGUAUUACCGGGAGUGUCUUCAAUAAAGCAAUACCCUUCAUCAGGACCAGGGGGAAGGAAUCAAGUACCUAAUAGAGUUACUUCUGGUGCUGUCACAGGUGAGCUUGCUGAGGGAGCAUCAUUUGAUUCACUCAUUGGUAGGAGAGUACGAACAAGAUGGCCUGAUGACAAUAACUUCUAUGAAGCGGUUAUCACCCACUACAAUCCAAUAGAUGGUCGACACCAUCUGGUCUAUGACAUGGGGAGUGCAAAUGAAACAGUGGAAUUGGUUAAUCUGUCAGAGAUCUCUCCAGAAGAUAUUCGGUGGGUAGGUGAGGAUCCUGGAAUUAACCAUCGUGGUGGUUUUGGCGGAUCUGGUCGUGGGAUGAAUAGGGCUGUAGGCCGUGAUAGUGUUCCAGGAGCUGGAAGAGGUAGGGGAGGUACAAAGGGGCAAUCGAAAAAAGAUUUAUUGCCAGCACAGAAUGGAAUAGGAAAGAAGGCUCUGGAUGAUAUACAAAUACUUCACACAGACACACUAGUUAAGGAGGUUGAAAGGGUGUUUAGCGCAAAUCAUCCCGAUGCACUUGAAAUUGAGAAAGCCAAGAAAAUAUUGAAGGAUCAUGAGCAAGCUCUUAUUGAUGCAAUUGCAAGACUUGCUGAUCUUUCUGAUGGUGAAAGUGAUGAGGGUGGUCACCAUUUCACACAUGCUAAAUCAAUGGAUUGAGAUUGAUGGAACACCUACCAUAUACCAUGGCAAAAGGAGACAUUUAAGGGAAGCAAAAGUAACGGGAAAGCUUAAAUUUUCUCUUUGUAAAAGAUAACUUACCUGACACAUGAUAGUUCUUUGGGCUUGUGUCUUGUGCAUUAGUCAUUCAAGUAGGAUGACAUUUAUGUAAUUUGGUAAUAAUAUUUAUUGAGGGUAAGAUUUGACCUAGGAUCAGCUGAUGCAUGUAUAAAAGGUAUGGUAGUGUAUACGUUCUUGUAUCUGUUUUGUUGUAUCAAAUUAAGGGUCGACUCGUUCAUUUAAAAUGCAAGGUAAAUUCCACUACUUCUUUGAGAGAGAAGCAUCAAUUA